This is a messenger RNA of Equus quagga, 4076 nucleotides long. It is a transcript of the gene EVI5, whose product is annotated as ecotropic viral integration site 5. Lineage: Eukaryota; Metazoa; Chordata; Mammalia; Perissodactyla; Equidae. The record is from RefSeq and is a predicted model, not a curated record. The coding region runs from base 439 to 2919 and encodes 826 amino acids. The transcript is spliced from 22 exons.
UUUAAGGCCCUGCUGCGCCUGCGCCCUGGGCUUUCCUGACGCGGCCGGGCCGGACCCCGGAGGAGCUGGCUGGCGGGCAGGCUAGGGGUCGGGUGGUGCUGAGACAGCGGCGGCGCCCGGAGCGGUGGGCGAGAGCGGUCAGCGGCCCUGAGCUGCUCAGUGAGCGCGGCGCUCGAGGGGGCGCGGAAGGCGGCCCGCCGAGCCGGGCGCGGGGCCGAGGCGCUGAGACGCGGCGGCGCGGCUGCCGGCUGGAUGGGAAGUUAAUGUUUACGGCGGAGUACACCCAACGUUUCCAAGGUAUACGGUUUACAGUAAAUUGCAGAUGGAUUGUAGGAGUCAAGAUUCACUUUUUACCAUGUGGCGACAGACAAGGUUGCAGAAAAGCUGAGUUCUACUCUCUCAUGGGUGAAGAACACAGUAUCACAUACAGUCAGUCAAAUGGCCAGUCAGGUGGCAAGUCCAUCUACUUCAUUACACACUACAUCCUCAUCUACCACCCUAUCAACGCCAGGCCUUUCGCCAUCUUCCCCAUCACAGUUGAGUCCAGACGACUUAGAACUCCUGGCUAAACUGGAGGAACAAAAUAGAUUGUUAGAGACGGAUAGUAAGUCUUUAAGAUCUGUAAAUGGGUCAAGAAGAAACAGUGGCUCCUCCCUUGUAUCAAGUUCAUCAGCCUCUAGCAACCUCAGCCACCUUGAAGAAGAUUCUUGGAUUCUUUGGGGAAGAAUUGUUAAUGAAUGGGAAGAUGUGCGCAAAAAGAAGGAAAAGCAAGUUAAGGAACUUGUUCGUAAAGGGAUACCCCACCACUUUAGAGCAAUAGUUUGGCAACUUUUAUGCAGUGCACAGAGUAUGCCAAUUAAGGAUCAGUAUUCAGAACUCCUGAAAAUGACCUCACCUUGUGAAAAAUUGAUCCGAAGGGACAUUGCUAGAACUUACCCUGAACAUAAUUUUUUUAAGGAAAAAGAUAGCCUUGGACAGGAGGUUUUAUUUAAUGUAAUGAAGGCAUAUUCUUUAGUGGAUCGUGAGGUUGGUUACUGUCAAGGAAGUGCUUUUAUAGUUGGAUUGUUGCUUAUGCAGAUGCCCGAAGAAGAAGCUUUCUGUGUAUUUGUUAAAUUAAUGCAAGAUUAUAGACUUCGUGAACUUUUUAAACCAACGAUGGCAGAGCUGGGCCUUUGUAUGUACCAGUUUGAAUGCAUGAUACAGGAACAUCUUCCAGAGCUCUUUGUGCAUUUUCAGUCUCAGAGUUUUCAUACCUCAAUGUAUGCAUCAUCCUGGUUUCUGACUAUCUUUCUUACGACUUUUCCACUACCAAUUGCAACAAGGAUAUUUGAUAUCUUUAUGUCUGAGGGUUUAGAAAUAGUCUUUCGAGUAGGAUUAGCACUUCUUCAAAUGAAUCAGGCAGAACUGAUGCAACUCGACAUGGAAGGGAUGUUACAGCACUUUCAGAAGGUCAUUCCACAUCAGUUUGAUGGUGGUCCAGACAAAUUAAUCCAGGCGGCUUACCAAGUCAAAUAUAACUCAAAAAAAAUGAAAAAGCUUGAAAAGGAAUACACUACAAUAAAAACUAAAGAAAUGGAAGAGCAAGUUGAAAUUAAAAGGUUACGCACAGAAAAUAGACUUUUAAAACAGCGCAUUGAAACAUUAGAAAAAGAAAGUGCUUCCUUGGCAGAUAGAUUGAUACAGGGACAAGUGACAAGAGCCCAGGAGGCUGAGGAAAACUACCUCAUAAAACGGGAGUUGGCCACCAUCAAACAGCAGAGUGAUGAGGCCAGUGCUAAGCUGGAGCAAGCUGAAAAUACCAUCAGGAAGCUCCAGCACCAACAACAAUGGCAUAAAUGCAGUUCCAACUACAAUGAAGAUUUUGUGCUACAGCUAGAGAAGGAAUUGGUCCAAGCUCGUCUGAGUGAAGCUGAGUCUCAAUGUGCACUGAAAGAGAUGCAGGAUAAGGUCCUGGACAUAGAGAAGAGAAACAACUCCUUUCCUGAUGAGAAUAACCUUGCAAGGCUUCAGGAAGAACUCAUUGCUGUGAAACUGAGAGAAGCAGAAGCUAUUAUGGGUUUGAAAGAACUUAGACAACAAGUCAAGGAUUUGGAGGAACACUGGCAGCGCCACUUAGCUCGUACUACUGGGAGAUGGAAAGACCCACCUAAGAAAAAUGCUAUGAAUGAGUUACAAGAUGAACUGAUGACCAUUCGACUUAAAGAAGCUGAAACACAGGCAGAAAUAAGAGAAAUAAAACAAAGGAUGAUGGAAAUGGAAACACAGAACCAGAUCAAUAGUAACCAUCUUCGAAGAGCAGAACAAGAGGUGAUCAGUCUGCAGGAGAAGGUGCAGUACCUUUCUGCACAGAACAAAGGACUGCUUACUCAGUUAAGUGAAGCAAAGCGCAGACAAGCAGAGAUUGAAUGCAAGAACAAGGAAGAAGUGAUGGCUGUGAGACUCCGGGAAGCAGAUAGUAUAGCUGCCGUGGCUGAGCUACAGCAGCACAUUGCUGAGCUGGAAAUCCAGAAAGAAGAAGGAAAGCUUCAAGGACAACUUAACAAGUCUGACUCUAACCAGUAUAUUAGGGAACUGAAAGAUCAGAUAGCGGAGCUGAAUCAUGAGCUCAGGUGCCUAAAAGGCCAGAGGGGCUUCUCAGGCCAACCCCCUUUUGAUGGAAUCCACAUCGUCAACCAUUUAAUAGGAGAUGACGAAUCAUCCCAUUCCUCUGAUGAAGAUUUUAUAGAUAAUCCCUUACGGGAAUGUGGCAUUGGUUUUCCUUUGCACAGAAAAUCUGACCCGAUGUCUUUGGACCGCGCUGUGGCAGAUGGCAGUGAAAGCGAAACAGAAGACAGUGUGCUGGAGACCAGAGAGAGGGAUCGAAUGGCUCAAAAGGAGCGGCCCCCAAGAAGAAGAGAGUCAUACUCAACCACUGUCUGACCAUCACUGUGACUUAGACUGUGGCUUUUUUUAAGGGAUCAGUUAUCAUAUGAUUAAGGGUUUUUGGAACAUAUCUGUUUCAUAUGUACAUAUAUAUACAUAUAUUUUAUCUUAUCUGCCUUUUUAUCUUUGCCAAAUCUUCACCACUGACUUACCAUUGCCAUAAAAUAGACUGGAGUAUGGUUAAUGGGGAAAAUAAGGUUCUAACAGUAUUACUGAAUAUUAAUGUUUCUUGUUUAGAAAAUGCAAUUAUAUCUAUAUGUGGGAACACAUUUUAAAGUUUGGAACUAUGGAAAAUUGAAUUUUCUUCAGACAAAACUGCUCUUGUGCAAUAUUUUAUGCUCAGUGAACAAAUUGUAUAUUUAUGUUUUCCCAUUUGUUUUGAGGGCAUCUGUCUACAAACAUUUGACCAUACAUCUGAUUUAUCUUGUAUUUUUGUGUUUGGGGGAUUUUUUUUUUCAGUUAAAGUUAUACUCAUGCGCUGCAUAAUGACAUUUCGGUCAAUGACGGACCGCAUAUACCAUGGUGGUCCCAUGAGAUGAGUACCAUAUAGCCUAGAUGUGUGGUAGGCUAUACCAUCUAGGUUUGUAUAAGUACACUCUAUGGUGUUUGCACAACGACAAAAUCGCCUGACUACGCAUUUCUUAGAACGUAUCCCCAUCGUUAAACAACGCAUGACUGUACUGCUUUAUCAGUGGGCCACUGAAAGUUCCCAAACACAAAGCCUUUUUUCUGUGUAAUUUUAUAAAUACAAAUUAAUGGUUAUGUGUCUUGAGAGUUUUAAGGUUUUUUUAAUUUCUAAUUUUUACGUGCAUAUGAUGCUUCCAUGUGUUGCUUACCAGUCAGAGUAGUAGAUUAACUACAAAUAUAUUUUUUUGUACAUAUUUGUAAAUCUACAUCAGCCAACAUUGAACAUUAUUUUAUAUGGAGAAUGUACAUGUUGCAAAAUGACUGCCUUCAGCAUUCUAACAAGACUUCUAUAAAUAAUAGGUUAAAAGAAAAUUGAAAAUAAAACCAAACACUAAUAUUUAAUAGCUUUAGUAUUUUGCUUAGCAUUCAACACUAGCAAAUUCAUAACUGAUGCUUGUUCAAAAACACUAUUGGUAAAAUCUUUUACUUCAUGUAUAUGUAACUAAUAAAUUUUUCAUGAGAUUAUA